AUGGCUACUCUUAAUCUUAAGUUUGAGCCAGAUGCUGCAGGGGUUUCAACACCAUUUUCAAAUUCACCGCCAACUCAUUACAUCCUAAAAGUAGAGUCCUUUUCGUCUUUAGAGAGGCAUUCAGCGGGUAGAUAUGAGUCAGGGCAGUUCGAUGCUGGAGGAUACAAAUGGAAACUGGUGGUGUACCCAAAUGGAUACAAGCAGAAGAAUGUGGAUGACCACAUCUCUGUCUACCUAGAAAUGGCUGGAGCAGAUUCACUUCAGACUGGUUGGGAAGUAUUUGUUGAUUUUAGAUUGUUUUUACUUGAUCAGAAUAAGGGAAUCUACUUGGUUCUUCAAGAUGCUAAUCUAAACAAGAUGUGCUUGCACGGGGCGAUGUUUGAAGUGGGUUUCGAUAGAGUUAUCCCUCUGAAUGCAUUUACUGAUUCUUCCAACGGCUAUCUGAUUAAUGAUACUUGUGUGUUUGGAGCCGAGGUCUUUGUUUGUAAAGAAAGAAGAGCUGGCAAAGCAGAACGCCUGUACACGAUCAACAGUGCUAUGUACAAGCAUCCUUGGAAGGUUUAUAUACCUUUAAAGUUCAGACCUGAACUCUUGGAAUCAAAGCCAUUCUUUGCUGGAGGACAGACAUGGAAGAUACGUCUCUAUCCCAAGGGAUAUGACAAAGGAAAGGAUACUCAUGUUUCUGUUUACUUAAAAUUGGCUAAUCCAGAACCUGCCUCCAAAAUACUUACAGAGUUUACUCUGCGCAUCGUUGAUCAAUUGAAUGGCAAGCAUUUUUUUUGUAAAGGUUGUGAAUGGUUCUGUGCCUUGAGACCCUCUUUCGGUUUCUCUAGGUUGAUUGCAUUUGACAUUUUGAAACAGUUAGACAAGGGUUUUUUGGUGAAGAGCAAUUGCUUAGUGGAGGCAGAGGUCACCGUCUAUGGAAUUUUUACAGCAUUGUAG
Molecule: messenger RNA, 942 nt
Organism: Prunus armeniaca (apricot)
Lineage: Eukaryota; Viridiplantae; Streptophyta; Magnoliopsida; Rosales; Rosaceae
Source: the annotation of a GenBank genome assembly